Molecule: messenger RNA, 1498 nt
Organism: Chenopodium quinoa (quinoa)
Lineage: Eukaryota; Viridiplantae; Streptophyta; Magnoliopsida; Caryophyllales; Amaranthaceae
Product: transcription factor bHLH160-like
Exons: 4
Coding region: 521-1174 (217 amino acids)
Biological process (GO): regulation of transcription by RNA polymerase II
Cellular component (GO): RNA polymerase II transcription regulator complex
Molecular function (GO): DNA-binding transcription factor activity, RNA polymerase II-specific; RNA polymerase II transcription regulatory region sequence-specific DNA binding; protein dimerization activity
Source: RefSeq, a predicted model, not a curated record
UGCAUUAAAAAAUUCCCACCUCCUCCAAACAUAUAGUACUCUCCACAUAUUACUAUAACUCAAUCAUGUCUAAAUAUUCUUCAUUGGACUCAUGAAACCCAUAAACUCUUUCAACUUUCUCUCUCCUCUUCCUCCCUCUCUAACCUCCAAUUUUAAUCAUUUUAACUCCUUAAUUCCAGCUUAAUCUUAUUUUUUGCCCAUUUUUUUAUAAAGCUUCUCACUUUAUUUUAUUCUUUGUUUUAUAUUCACUUUGUAUGUUGUACACUUGUACUACUCAUAUUAUCUCGUAGUACUCCCCUCUUCUUCCUAUCGAAUGAACGUACAUCCACAAUAUUUACCUCAUCCUUACUUUUUGGCUCUAAUCAACUGCUCAAUGAAGGUGCUUUUGAUGAUUUUUUAGCUCUUAAACCAAGAUUAAUUGGACCCAAUUAAUUGGAUUAGUCCAAUUGAACAGGUUGGUCUUGAACAACAUGUACAGCAGGGUACAGCAGCAGAGGGCUCAUCUCAGGGGCAUCAUGAGAUGCAAUACUACUGUCCCACCACGACGACAACGAUGAUGCCAACGACAACGACAACGAUGAUUGAUGAUCAAACUGCUGCCCCUGCAGAUGGGGGUGUUAGAGAAGGAUCAUCUUGUAAGAAACUUGAUCACAAUGCUAAGGAAAAAGUAAGGAGGAUGAAGCUUAAUGAAACAUUUUUGGUACUUCGUUCUUUGCUCCCAGAUUCUAGAAGAGCUAAGAAGAGGUGGAGUGGACCAUAUAUAAUUGAUAGAGCCCUUGAUUAUGUCCCUCAGCUUCAAGCUGAGAUAGAGAAGCUAACAAUCGAGAAGAGCAACAUGUUAUCAGUGCUAGGAAAGAAGCAGCAAGUUGUCGUAGGUAGCAGUGAUGUUCGUGAUCAUGCAAACAAAGAUAAAAGGACACUAACAGUCUCAAUGAAUGAAGUAAAAAAGGGUGAAGUGAUAGUCCAAAUAUGUGAACAGAACAACAAAGAUGGUAUCUUGUCCACUUUGAUUGAGAAAUUAGAAGGUCAAGGCAUCCAUGUCCUAGGUGCCUCUUCGCAACGUGCCUGUGAAGACAGAUCCUGCUUCCAUCUUCAUUUUCAAAUGGGAGAAAGCCCAGUUGAAGCUGAUUAUGUUGCAGUCUUACACAAGAAGAUCAUUUCCUGGUUGUCCUAGUAUAGAGAAAGAUAUGCUUUAUAUGAUGACUGAUUAAGAUUCACUAAUUACGAAAAUGAAGCCUGCCUCCUAUUUUUCAUAAAGGAGAAGAACUAUGCAAUUUUUUGGAAGACAAACUACAGGACAUUUGAAAAUCGCAUGAAGAAUCACAUCCUCGUAUAUAUGUGCAUGCAAUUUUUAUGCUUCACUAGCAUACUUGUAGUUGAUUAUGAUUUCAUGAUAUGUACACUUUGAGAGAUUGUUUCUUAUAGGCAACAAUUUAUCAUUAGAAAUUAGAAUAGGAUGAUUUUUCCUACAAUCUACACUCUACAAUUCUAUGGACUA